Molecule: messenger RNA, 1907 nt
Organism: Coffea eugenioides
Lineage: Eukaryota; Viridiplantae; Streptophyta; Magnoliopsida; Gentianales; Rubiaceae
Product: probable inorganic phosphate transporter 1-9
Exons: 2
Coding region: 54-1667 (537 amino acids)
Biological process (GO): transmembrane transport
Cellular component (GO): membrane
Molecular function (GO): transmembrane transporter activity
Source: RefSeq, a predicted model, not a curated record
GCAUAAAUUUUCUGAAUUAAGCUUGGCCGCAAGAUAUUAUAAAGCUAGCAGCGAUGGCGUUGAAAGUCCUGUCGUCCCUAGACACCGCAAAAAUACAGUACUACCACUUCAAAGCCAUCAUCAUAGCCGGCAUGGGUCUGUUCACCGACGCUUACGACCUCUUUUGCAUCCCUCCCAUCAUGAAGCUCAUUGGUAGCGUCUAUUAUGCCGACCCUGCACACGACCAACAAGUUCCUGCCCUGGUCACAUCGGCCAUGGGUGCCAUCGCUCUCUUAGGCACCGUCAUCGGACAGCUUGUCUUCGGCCGCCUCGGCGACCUCCUGGGCCGCCGUAAAGUCUACGUCUUUGCGCUCCUGAUCAUGGUUUUUAGCUCGGUGGGGUGCGGAUUCUCCAUGGGCAGAGGACGGACGUGCGUGCUGCUCAACCUUGGGCUGUUCAGGUUUUCAUUGGGCAUCGGGAUCGGAGGGGAUUACCCCCUGUCGGCGACCAUCAUGUCGGAGUUCGCCAAUAAGAGAACGCGGGGGGGUUUCAUAGCGGCUGUUUUCUCCAUGCAGGGUUUUGGGAUCUUAGCAAGCUCCACCGUCACCAUGGUGGUGUGUGCCGUAUUCAACAGUGCGUCGGGUUACCCAAAGAAACCAAGUCCGGAAAUGGUGGAUUUGGCCUGGAGGCUUAUACUGAUGAUGGGUGCAAUACCGGCGGGGCUCACCUGUUACUGGCGUAUGAUGAUGCCGGAGACUCCCAGGUACACAGCUUUGGUAGAGAAAAAUGUGGCGCAAGCAGCUGAGGACAUGAGGAAAGUUCUGCGUGUUCCGAUGAGCCCGAUACCGGAGGACCAAUAUUAUGAUAAGAAGGAUCCAAUGACUCCAAAUGCUAGUGCUAAUCCUGCCUCCAGCUCUGAUUACCCUCUCUUGUCCAAAGAAUUCCUGGCUCGACACGGCCGUGAUCUCUUUUCUUGUGCGCUUGCAUGGUUUCUUGUGGACGUCGUCUUCUACAGCAAUAACUUUUUCCAGUCCCGGAUAUACGGCCCACGAUAUCUUCCCCUUCAUAAUAAAAAUGCUUACGAGGAGGCCUUUCAUGUGGCAAAACUCCAAGCCAUCCUUGCAAUUUGCUCCGCCAUCCCUGGCUAUUUUGCCGCCGUCUUCUUCAUCGAUCGCAUUGGGAGAGUCAAAAUCCAAAUAGGAGGAUUCUUCUUCAUGGCCAUUGUAUUAUUUGCGAUUGGGAUCCCAUAUUACUCGUACUGGGAUCGCCAUGCCAAAGCGGGUUUCAUGUUCUUGUACGCUCUCACUUUCUUCUUCUCCAAUUUUGGACCCAAUACCACUACUUUCAUAGUCCCAGCGGAGCUAUUCCCGGCUAGGUUCAGAUCAACGUGCCACGGCAUCUCGGGAGCUGCCGGAAAACUGGGCGCGAUCGUUGGGGUGGUGGCAUUUAAGUGGGCUUCUCUUGAUAAUUACCACCUAGUGCUCCUUGGUCUAGUAUCCUUGGUGGGAUGCAUCACGACGUAUCUUUUUACGCGUGAAACAAUGGGGAGAUCACUGGAGGAGAAUGAGAACGAAGACCAAGCUAGCGGUAGUGGGAGUGGUACUGGUUGGGGUUUGGUGAGGCAUUUUAGCUUCACAAGAUGUUCGCUGCCAAAGUUAUGUGCCAAUAAUGAAGUUGCAGAUGGCUAAUCAAAAUCAGAUAGAUACUACUCAGUACUCGUACGUACAGAAUUAAGCAUGUAAAUCACAUAUGGAACUACCCUACCCUAGUUCAGUGUCGCUCCGCUGCAGAGUGAUCCUUUUUAUUCUGUCUUCCAUUCACAUAUAUAAAGGGAUUCAGGGUGUAGAAUACAUAAUAGUUUAUUUGACUAAUUCCACCUUGUGGAUUAGUUUUAUUGUAUUGAUUGUAAUGUACAUUUUAUUGCUUGG